Homo sapiens (human) is the source of this 10418-nucleotide messenger RNA. It is a transcript of the gene LIPG, whose product is annotated as lipase G, endothelial type. The transcript is spliced from 10 exons. Gene Ontology annotation, molecular function: triacylglycerol lipase activity; carboxylic ester hydrolase activity; lipase activity. Gene Ontology annotation, biological process: response to nutrient; lipid metabolic process. NCBI's taxonomy places the organism in Eukaryota, Metazoa, Chordata, Mammalia, Primates, Hominidae. Gene Ontology annotation, cellular component: extracellular region. The record is from RefSeq and is marked reviewed. Bases 253 to 1755 code for a protein of 500 amino acids.
AGCAGCGAGUCCUUGCCUCCCGGCGGCUCAGGACGAGGGCAGAUCUCGUUCUGGGGCAAGCCGUUGACACUCGCUCCCUGCCACCGCCCGGGCUCCGUGCCGCCAAGUUUUCAUUUUCCACCUUCUCUGCCUCCAGUCCCCCAGCCCCUGGCCGAGAGAAGGGUCUUACCGGCCGGGAUUGCUGGAAACACCAAGAGGUGGUUUUUGUUUUUUAAAACUUCUGUUUCUUGGGAGGGGGUGUGGCGGGGCAGGAUGAGCAACUCCGUUCCUCUGCUCUGUUUCUGGAGCCUCUGCUAUUGCUUUGCUGCGGGGAGCCCCGUACCUUUUGGUCCAGAGGGACGGCUGGAAGAUAAGCUCCACAAACCCAAAGCUACACAGACUGAGGUCAAACCAUCUGUGAGGUUUAACCUCCGCACCUCCAAGGACCCAGAGCAUGAAGGAUGCUACCUCUCCGUCGGCCACAGCCAGCCCUUAGAAGACUGCAGUUUCAACAUGACAGCUAAAACCUUUUUCAUCAUUCACGGAUGGACGAUGAGCGGUAUCUUUGAAAACUGGCUGCACAAACUCGUGUCAGCCCUGCACACAAGAGAGAAAGACGCCAAUGUAGUUGUGGUUGACUGGCUCCCCCUGGCCCACCAGCUUUACACGGAUGCGGUCAAUAAUACCAGGGUGGUGGGACACAGCAUUGCCAGGAUGCUCGACUGGCUGCAGGAGAAGGACGAUUUUUCUCUCGGGAAUGUCCACUUGAUCGGCUACAGCCUCGGAGCGCACGUGGCCGGGUAUGCAGGCAACUUCGUGAAAGGAACGGUGGGCCGAAUCACAGGUUUGGAUCCUGCCGGGCCCAUGUUUGAAGGGGCCGACAUCCACAAGAGGCUCUCUCCGGACGAUGCAGAUUUUGUGGAUGUCCUCCACACCUACACGCGUUCCUUCGGCUUGAGCAUUGGUAUUCAGAUGCCUGUGGGCCACAUUGACAUCUACCCCAAUGGGGGUGACUUCCAGCCAGGCUGUGGACUCAACGAUGUCUUGGGAUCAAUUGCAUAUGGAACAAUCACAGAGGUGGUAAAAUGUGAGCAUGAGCGAGCCGUCCACCUCUUUGUUGACUCUCUGGUGAAUCAGGACAAGCCGAGUUUUGCCUUCCAGUGCACUGACUCCAAUCGCUUCAAAAAGGGGAUCUGUCUGAGCUGCCGCAAGAACCGUUGUAAUAGCAUUGGCUACAAUGCCAAGAAAAUGAGGAACAAGAGGAACAGCAAAAUGUACCUAAAAACCCGGGCAGGCAUGCCUUUCAGAGUUUACCAUUAUCAGAUGAAAAUCCAUGUCUUCAGUUACAAGAACAUGGGAGAAAUUGAGCCCACCUUUUACGUCACCCUUUAUGGCACUAAUGCAGAUUCCCAGACUCUGCCACUGGAAAUAGUGGAGCGGAUCGAGCAGAAUGCCACCAACACCUUCCUGGUCUACACCGAGGAGGACUUGGGAGACCUCUUGAAGAUCCAGCUCACCUGGGAGGGGGCCUCUCAGUCUUGGUACAACCUGUGGAAGGAGUUUCGCAGCUACCUGUCUCAACCCCGCAACCCCGGACGGGAGCUGAAUAUCAGGCGCAUCCGGGUGAAGUCUGGGGAAACCCAGCGGAAACUGACAUUUUGUACAGAAGACCCUGAGAACACCAGCAUAUCCCCAGGCCGGGAGCUCUGGUUUCGCAAGUGUCGGGAUGGCUGGAGGAUGAAAAACGAAACCAGUCCCACUGUGGAGCUUCCCUGAGGGUGCCCGGGCAAGUCUUGCCAGCAAGGCAGCAAGACUUCCUGCUAUCCAAGCCCAUGGAGGAAAGUUACUGCUGAGGACCCACCCAAUGGAAGGAUUCUUCUCAGCCUUGACCCUGGAGCACUGGGAACAACUGGUCUCCUGUGAUGGCUGGGACUCCUCGCGGGAGGGGACUGCGCUGCUAUAGCUCUUGCUGCCUCUCUUGAAUAGCUCUAACUCCAAACCUCUGUCCACACCUCCAGAGCACCAAGUCCAGAUUUGUGUGUAAGCAGCUGGGUGCCUGGGGCCUCUCGUGCACACUGGAUUGGUUUCUCAGUUGCUGGGCGAGCCUGUACUCUGCCUGACGAGGAACGCUGGCUCCGAAGAGGCCCUGUGUAGAAGGCUGUCAGCUGCUCAGCCUGCUUUGAGCCUCAGUGAGAAGUCCUUCCGACAGGAGCUGACUCAUGUCAGGAUGGCAGGCCUGGUAUCUUGCUCGGGCCCUAGCUGUUGGGGUUCUCAUGGGUUGCACUGACCAUACUGCUUACGUCUUAGCCAUUCCGUCCUGCUCCCCAGCUCACUCUCUGAAGCACACAUCAUUGGCUUUCCUAUUUUUCUGUUCAUUUUUUAAUUGAGCAAAUGUCUAUUGAACACUUAAAAUUAAUUAGAAUGUGGUAAUGGACAUAUUACUGAGCCUCUCCAUUUGGAACCCAGUGGAGUUGGGAUUUCUAGACCCUCUUUCUGUUUGGAUGGUGUAUGUGUAUAUGCAUGGGGAAAGGCACCUGGGGCCUGGGGGAGGCUAUAGGAUAUAAGCAUUAGGGACCCUGAGGCUUUAAGUGGUUUCUAUUUCUUCUUAGUUAUUAUGUGCCACCUUCUUAGUUAUUAUGUGCCACCUCCCCUAUGAGUGACGUGUUUGAUCACUAGCAGAAUAGCAAGCAGAGUAUCAUUCAUGCUGGGGCCAGAAUGAUGGCCGGUUGCCAGAUAUAACUGCUUUGGAGCAAAUCUCUUCUGUUUAGAGAGAUAGAAGUUAUGACAUAUGUAAUACACAUCUGUGUACACAGAAACCGGCACCUGCCAGACAGAGCUGGUUCUAAGAUUUAAUACAGUGCUUUUUUUCCUCUUUGAAAUAUUUUACUUUAAUACCAGUGCCUUUUCUUGUUGAACUUCUUGGAAAAGCCACCAAUUCUAGAUCUUGAUUUGAAUUAAUACACACAAUAUCUGAGACACUUACACUUUUCAAAAGAUUUGUGUAUGCAUUGCCUAAUUAGAGUAGGGGGAGAAGGGCAACUAUUAUUAUCCCUAUUUUACAAAACUGAGGCUUAGUGAGGUUCAGCCACAUGCCUAGACUUAUAUACUAGUUAGUGGUGCAGCCAGGGAGAGGACUCAGAUUUCCUGGAGGCAAAGUCUAUCUCUGAAACUCCAUGAAGACUUUUGCAGCCAGUUCCCACCAAUAUGCCCCAGACGUGAGACAAACAAGGACUUUUUUUUUUAUAUAGAGCCAUCCAUAAAAUCCUAAGCCCUUUUAUUAAUGUAUAACCAGGAGAACAUCUGUGCCAACGGUUGGACUUUUUAUGGCUGAGAUUCGGGAGGAAGUGUGACACCAAGCAGGAGAGGAAGAAUGAUUUUCUUUGUACUUAGGUUUUCUAAGGACAUUGUUUUAAUCUGUAUCGUGCCAAAGUUGUAUCACUGUUAAACUUCUGAAGACAUAACCAGUUGAGUCUUAUUUCAAGAUAUGUUCUCAAGCCAAUUGUGUGCUUCUCUUGUUUCUGUGAUUGCUUUCUAGCCAAAGCGAAGCUUGUACAGGUUGAGUAUCCCUUAUCCAAAAUGCUUGGAACCAGAAGUGUUUCAAAUUUUAGAUUAUUUUCAGAUUUUGGAAUGUUUGCAUAUACAUAAUGAGAUAUUUUGGGAAUAGGACCCGAGCCUAAACACAAAAUUCAUUGAUGUGUCAGUUACACCUUAUCCACAUAGCCUGAGGGUAAUUUUAUACGAUAUUUUAAAUAGUUGUGUACAUGAAGCAUGGUUUGUGGUAACUUAUGUGAGGGGUUUUCCCAUUUUUUGUCUUGUUGGUGCUCAAAAAGUUUUGGAUUUUGGAGCAUUUCGGAUUUUGGAUUUUUGGAUUAGGGUUGCUCAACCCAUAUUAUUGGCUGUACAUCCUGGUCACUUCUGACUUCUGUUUUUACUAAUGGAAGCUUUGCAAAUUGAAUUCUCAGUGAGUUGUAUAUUUAUACACCUGGCUUGAAGCCUUAAUUGUAUAUAAUGAUGCUUUUUAAAAAAUGCUAUUUGGAAGACUAUUUAUUUCUCGUGUAUAUAAUGUAUAUAAAAAAAUAUGGUUAGUGUUUACCUAAGGUUAACCAAUUUCAAGAUUAAAAUUUUUAAAUAGUAAAAUAAUAAAAAAUUAUAAAGUUCUUAAUGGUCUGACAACUCAAUUUUUUUUUUUUUUUUUUUUUUUUUUGAGACAGAGCCUCUCUCUGUCACCCAGGCUGGAGUGCAGUGGCAAUCUUGGCUCACUACAACCUCUGCCUCCUGGGCUCAGGUGGUCCUCCCACCUCAGCCUUCUGAGUAGCUGGGAUUACAGAGAUGCGUCACCAUGUCUGGCUAAUUUUUGUAUUUUUAGUAGAGAUGGGGUUUCGCCAUGUUGGCCAGGCUGGUCAGGCUGGGUUCGAACUCCUGGCCUCAAGUGAUCCGCCUGCCUCAGCCUCUGAAAGUUCUGAGAUUAUAGGUGUGAGCCACCGUGCCUGGCCAAUUCUUAAAGUUUGAAAGAAUAUAGCUGCCCCAACCUAGAGUCUGACAAAAAGUUACUCUAAUAUAAGGCAUAUUCUUUAUUUGACACUCAUCGUUAGCAGAAGUGGACAGCAAUUCACUAAAGAACCAGAACAAGAACAUCAUUUCACUGAAGACGAGAAGAAAAAUUAUUUCAAUUGUAGCAGCUUGAAGGCCUGAAGGUGGAUGUUAGGAAGAACAGGGAGCAUGGCUGGACACUGGGGAGCAUUAGUGAGAUUAUUAGGUUUGGUUGAAUUGGAACUAGAUAUCAGUGACUUAGACCAGAGGGAAGCUGAUUUCUCUAUUGGUUAAAGUCCCAGCUGGUAGUAAGGUUCUAUUCUACAGGCCAAGAGGGCUGCAGGUUCUUAGUUUUUCACUGUGCCAUUCAUGGGGUAUUCCUCGCAUCCCCACAGCCCAGGGGUCCCCUACCAGCCAAUGGAAAGCCAGAAAAGGGAAGGGAUGAACAGUCUCCUCUUAAAGACAUGACUGAGAAGUUGCUUACAUUCUAUUGGCCAGAAAUAAAUCCAUGGUCACAUGACAGGCUGGGAAAUACAGUCUUUAUUUAGGGUGCCCAUGGGCCCUGCUGAAGAUCCAAUUACUAUUUAUUUAAAAUUGACAUAUAAUAAUUGUACAUAUUUGUGGGGAAAAUAGUGAUGUUUCGAUACAUACAAGGUAUAGUGAUCAUGUUGGAAUAAUUAGCAUACCCAUCCUUUCAAACAUGUAUCAUUUCUUUGUGUUGGGAACAUUCAAUAUCCUCCUUCUAGUUACUUGAAACCAUAUUUUAUUAACUCUAGUUUUACCCUUCAGUGGUAUAGGACACUAGAAUUUAUUCCUCCUGUCUAGCUGUAAUCUUGUUUGUUUCGUUUGGUGUUUUUUGUUUUUUUGUUUUUUUUUGAGAUGGAGUCUUGCUCUGUAGCCCAGGCUGGAGUGCAGGGGCAUGAUCUUGGCCCACUGCAACCUCCGCCUCCUGGGUUCAAGUGAUUCUCCUGCCUCAGCCUCCCAAGUAGCUGGGAUUACAGGCAUGCACCACCACACCCAGCUAAUUUUUGUAUUUUUAGUAGAGACAAGGUUUCACCAUGUUGGCCAGGCUGGUCUUGAACUCCUGACCUCAAGUGAUCCACCUACCUCAGCCUUCCAAACUGUCGGGAUUACCGGUGUGAGCCACCGGGCCCAGCCACUAGCUGUAAUUUUGUAUCUUUUAACAAUUCCGUCCCUAUUUCCCCUUUCCCCCUACCAAUUACUAUUUAUUAAAAGGGAAAUUGGAUCUUGCCAUCCGUUUAUCAGGAAUUAGUUUUUUCUCUGCUAAAGCCAGCGAGAUAGACCAGAGUACCCUUUAAAUGAUUAAAUCCUGUAGUCAAUUUUUAGUAAUCUUAAAUUGAUCUAUGACUAUGAAGUAUAAUGCAUUACAUCAGUUUGACUUUAUUUCUGGUCUUAAGUGUGAAAACAUUUCUAAAUGACAAGGAAGCUCUUUAUAAAGGGCUUUAGUGAUGGUGGAAACUCCACUGUCCAUCUCUACCAGGACAUUCUGAAACCAGGCUUGAUAAUGGCUGUAGGGAGUUGGGUUAGACAAUAAGAGAUAAGUUCUUAACUUGGUUCAGAUGUCAGAGGAAAGCAGAAAAUGGUGUCUCUGGCAUAGUAAAGAAAAUUGUUGAAAUUUCCCAAAGGAAGAGUCAUAGCCUGGAUGACUGCAAGUGCCUUCUUUGGCUUGGGGGUUCAGUUACUAGUUAGAGUCAGGGGAACUUCCACAGGACUUCCUUUGACUCUCCAAACAAGCUGAAGCCCCAGACCCCUUGGAAGGAUGGAUACAAAGUAGGUACUAGAACAGUCUUUGUCAUCAAAUAUGGUAUUUCUCAGGUGUCACCUCUGUGUUCAGAGCUACCCUGAGCCCUCUGCCAUGUAAGCUCUCUGAUGGCACAGAUUUUUAUCUGGCUUGUUUUCUGCCGUUAUCUUAGAAGCUAGAAUAGUGUCUGGAACAUCAUGGGUAUUCAAUGAAUAUUUAAAUAAAUAGAUGAAAUUAGAUAUAAGAAACUAGGUGCUUAAACAGGCAGGAGGUAAUCUGGGAAAAGAGCAGUUAGUUUGGAAUCAGAAUUCUUGGUGUGUCAUCCAGCAUUAUGUGAGUUUUAGGCUAAAUACAGCCUUUCUGAGUCUCUAUCUGCUCAUUUAAGAAACAGAGACAAUACUGCUCAGGGUUGUUGUGAAUGUUAAAGGUACAUGGUAAAAAAGAAAGUAUUUGUGUUUUGUAAACAUUUGAAUUGAUAAGAGGACAGUGUGAGACAAAAAUAAAAUCCUGGGUGGGCACGGUGGCUCACCCCUGUAAUCUCAGCACUUUGGGAGGCUGAGAUGGGAGGAUCACGAGGUCAGGAGUGCGAGACCAGCCUGGCCAAUAUGGUGAAACCACGUCUCUGCUAAAAAUACAAAAAUUAGCUGGGCGUGGUGGCACGUGCCUGUAGUCCCAGCUACGCCGGAGGCUGAGGCAGAAGAAUCGCUCGAACCUGGGAGAUGGAGUUUGCAGUGAGCUGAGAUCACGCCACUGCACUCCAGCCUAGGCAACUGAGUGAGACUCCAUCUCAAAAUAAAAUAAAAUAGAAUAGAAUAAAAUAAAAUCCUUUCCACAUAUAUGCGGAAAUUUUAUGUAUGAUAAAAGGGGCCUAUUAGUCUUUGGGAAAGGAAUGGAUGGAUGAUGAGAAAGUAGGCUCAUUUGACAAAGAGAAACAAAAUUAGAUUCCUAUUUUAACACGCAACAAAGAUGAAUUCCAAAAUACCUAUUGGGUACUAUGCUUAUUACCUGAGUGACGAAAUAAUCUGUACAGCAAACUCCUGUGACACACCAUUUAACUACAUAACAAACCUGCAUACGUACCCCUGAAACUAAAGUAGAAGUUAAAACCAUCAACCCCCCCAAAACAAAAAUGAAUUCCAUCUGAAUAAAAGGUAUAAAUGUGAAAGUCAUCAUGCUAAUAGAUAUUAUGAAAUAUAAAUUCAAAACCUGUAUAAAAACUGAAAAAAUGUAAAACGUCACAAUUAGAAUAAGAAAAUUUAAAUAGAACAAUGAAUAUUAAAUAAACUAAAAUGCUAAUAAAAUGUACUCCUUAGGGCCAGGUGCGGUGGCUCACACCUGUAAUCCCAGCACUUUGGGAGGCCGAGGUGGGUGGAUCACCUGAGGUCAGGAGUUUGAGACCAGCCUGGCCAAUGUGGUGAAACCCUGUCUCUACUAAAAAUACAAAAAGUUAGCCAGGUGUGAUGGUGGGCACCUGUAAUCCCAGCUACUUGGGAGGCUGAGGUAGGAAAAUCACUUGAACCCAGAAGGCAGAAGUUGCAGUGAGCCUAGAUCACGGCACUACACUCCAGCCUGGGCAACAAGAGCAAAUCUCUAUCUCAAAAAAAAAAAAAAAAAAAAAAAGGCCACAGAAAUGUCCAUCCAGCAGGUGGACAAUUACCCUUUUGUCAGCCGUUCCUCUGUUGCUGACCAUUAGAUCCACAUUUCUUUUCUGUCCGCCCUGGUCCCCUGGUGCCCCCUUUCCUGGCCCCUGUGACAUAUUGUCAUGUAGCUCCAAGUAUUUCCCCCCCUCAUAUCCCUCAAGUGCUCCAUUUUCCAAAUGCAUUUGACUUCCUACUCUCUUAGCCCCAGCUCUCUGGUAUUCUGUGUAGCUGACUUCCACAAGGGAUCUGUUGGGAGCUUGUAACUGAACUGAAGUCAUGCACAUUGUCAAUGGCUAGUAGACCUUUACCUGGUCCAGAGUUGUCUGCAUUGUUUAAAGAAGACGUUUGUUAAUCCAAAUUAAUCUUUGAUUUGCAUGGAGGCAGUAGGUCAAAUCAAAAGGAAAUUUUCCUCUCCCUAGCAAGCAAACUCAGAAACAAACAAACAAACGAAAACCAAGAAACAAAAGGAAAGGUUCCUGUUGGGAUAGAGAAACAGUGGAGCAGGGCAGCCACCUUACACAUAGGCUAGAUCUGCUUGGGAAUCUUUCUUCUAAUCGAGGCCCCUAAAAUAUUCCUGAUUUUCACAGUUGAUUUCAUUUCUUCCCUCCUGAACUUACAGAGCCUUUCAGUAAACACCAGUAUUUGUCCCUCCCCGUGUAUGCCCAGUGGUUUCCAUGGCAGCAACGGUUGCCAUAGAGAGGUGAAGAGAGGUGUCGGUGCCCUCUUUUGUAACUGUGGGUUAUCUAUAGAUUGGGGGUGGCCUCUCCUAAAAAAGACUAAUAUGUAAAUAAAAGGAAUAAGAAUCAAACAAAUAUAAAUCAGGGCUCAAGUCAUUUGUUUUCCUAAACCUUUGUGGUUAUCCAUACCAUUUAACCUUGACUUUCCUUAAAUCAUACCGGUGCGUGUGUGUGUGCAGAGGGAAAGGGCUGCAAGAAGACUCUGGAAGCUAGGACAGGUCUCAGCAGGUGAGGGCUCAGGCCCAGAGGCCAGCUGGGGCAGCAGGGAGCAGAGUUAUCUGGGCCAUUUGCUAAUUAUCUCAGCCCAGACGAGUCUGCACGCUAUGUGGUUUAAUACCUUCACCAGAGGCAAAUGGUUUUGGACUCACAAGAAUUGCUCAUGGCCAGAGGCAAUGGACAGAUGCCAUAUGAGAAAGGGCUGAGGCCAGGAACAGAGGCAGGGUUAUCUCACUGGAAUGGAGAAGCUAAAAUGACAUUAUCUUUACUUCUGCCCUGGUUAUUAUCCCAAGGCAACUUCAGUGGGCUUGUUUUGAAGUCAAAGCCUCAACUAUUUAUUGUGAGGGAGAUAAUUCAUUUUCAUUUUCCUGCCAGAGAUGUCAGUCUUACUAUUCAUCCUGUAUCCUCUAUUAGAUACACAGAGCUUCUUCCUUCUGCUUAGGCUGCCCCAAAUUCCAUAUAGGAUUCUUUUUGAAGAAUAUAUAUCAUCCAAAAAGAGGUCCUAGGAAAUGUGGCUUCACAACCCUGGGGUUUGUUUCCCUGGCUGCUGUCUCUCUCUCUCUCUUUUUUAAUUUUUUUUGGAGACACGGUAUCACUGUGUGGCCCAGGCUGGAGUGUGGUGGCGCCAUCACUGCUCACUGCAGCCUCGACCUCCUGGGCUCAAGCAGUCCUCCCACUUCAGCCUCCCAAAUAGCUGGGACUACAGGUGUACUCCACUAUGCCUGGCUACAUUUUGAAUUUUUUGUAGAGAUGGGGUUUUGCCAUGUUGCUCAGGUUGGUCUCAAACUCCUGGGCUCAAGCAAUCCACCCAACUUGGCCUCCCAAAGUGCUGGGAUUAGAGGCAUGAGCCAUCAGGCCUGGCCAUGCUGCCUCUCUCUCCUUCAAGGUAGACUUCCUCUUUCCUUCCCCUUCUCCCUGCUUCUUUCUCCUUCUCCUCUCCUUCUCCUCUUCUCCUUCUUCUUCUCACAGCUUUUUAUUGACUUAUAACAGGCACACAAUAAACUGCACACAGGUAAAUCAUAUAAUUUGACAUUUUGGUACAGGAAAUCAUCAUGAAACUGAAAGCAUUACCACAUCGAGAUUGUGAACAUACCACCACCAGAAGUUUUCUUGUGCCCCUUUGUAAUUCUUCCCACUGCCCUCUCCCCAGGUUGUCCCUGAUCUGCUUUUUGUCCUUGUAGAUUAGUUGCAUUUUCUAGAAUUUUGUAUAAGUGGAGUGUAUCUACAGUAUGUUCUCUUUUGUGUCUGCCUUCUUGUACUCAGCAUAAUUAUUUUGAGAUUCAUCCACGUCUUUGCAUGGAUCAGUCAUCUGUUCCAUUUUAUUGCUAAGCAGUAUUCCACUGUAUAGAUAAAUAACAUUUUGUUUAUCCGUUUACUUGUUGAUGAACUUUAAGUUGUUUCCAGUUUUGAGUUAUUAGAGUAAUGCUACUAUGAACAUUUGCAUAUGAAUCCUUGUAUGGACAUGAACUUUCAUUUCUUUUGGGAGUAGGAUAGCUGGAUCAUAUGGAAUGUAUAUGUUUAACUUUUAAAUAAACUGCCAAACUGUUUUCCAAA